Miniopterus natalensis is the source of this 2097-nucleotide messenger RNA. RefSeq names its product WD repeat domain 77 (gene WDR77). Gene Ontology annotation, biological process: oocyte axis specification. The record is from RefSeq and is a predicted model, not a curated record. Gene Ontology annotation, molecular function: protein binding. Lineage: Eukaryota; Metazoa; Chordata; Mammalia; Chiroptera; Miniopteridae. Gene Ontology annotation, cellular component: methylosome.
AAAUCUCGCGAGAUGUAGAGUGGCAGUCGCUUGUCCAGAGGGGCGGAGGCCCAGGAGGGUACCACGUGGGAACUGUCGGAGCUGAAUCUCCCUCGGGCGUCCCGUUUGGGUCCAGGUUGGCAUUGAAACCGUGGAGAUGAGGAAGGAAACCCCGCCUCCUCUAGUACCCCCGGAGGAUCGCGAGUGGAACCUGCCCCCUAAUGCGCCCGCCUGUAUGGAGCGGCAGUUGGAGGCUGCGCGGUACCGGUCGGACGGGGCGCUCCUGCUCGGGGCCUCCAGCCUGAGUGGCCGCUGCUGGGCUGGCUCCCUCUGGUUUUUCAAGGACCCUUGUGCCGCCCCCAACGAAGGUUUCUGUUCCGCUGGAGUCCAGACGGAGGCUGGAGUGGCUGACCUCACGUGGGUGGGGGACAGAGGUAUCCUAGUGGCUUCCGAUUCAGGUGCUGUUGAGUUGUGGGAGCUAGAUGAGAAUGAGACGCUCAUUGUCAGCAAGUUCUGCAAGUACGAGCACGAUGACAUAGUGUGUGCCGUCAGUGUCCUGAGCUCCGGCGCGCAGGCUGUCAGCGGGAGCAAAGACUUCUGCAUCAAGGUUUGGGACCUCGCUCAGCAGAUGGUACUGAAUUCAUACCGGGCUCACUCUGGGCAGGUCACCUGUGUUGCUGCCUCCCCCCACCAGGACUCCAUGUUUCUUUCGUGCAGUGAGGACAGUAGAAUUUUACUCUGGGAUACCCGCUGUCCCAAGCCAGCAUCGCAGAUGGGCUGCGCAGCCUCUGGCUACCUUCCUACCUCCCUGGCUUGGCACCCUCAGCAGAGCGAAGUCUUUGUCUUGGGCGAUGAGAAUGGGACUAUCUCCCUUGUGGACACCAAGAGUGCAAGCUGUGUCCUCAGCUCAGCCGUGCACUCCCAGUGUGUCACCAGGCUGGUGUUCUCCCCACACAGUGCCCCCCUCCUGGCCUCUGUCAGUGAAGACUGCUCCCUCGCUGUGCUGGACGCCAGCCUGUCCCAGGUGUUUAGAAGUCGAGCCCACAGAGACUUUGUGAGAGAUGCCACUUGGUCUUCACUCAAUCACUCCCUCCUCACCACCGUGGGCUGGGACCACCAGGUCAUCCACCACCUGCUGCCCACAGAGCCUCUCUCAGCCCCUGGACCUAACAGUGUUGCCGACUAGAUUGGAUUUAAGACAGAAAACAAAUCCCCCAGGAGUAGCCUCACCCUUUGCCCCGGCCUCUCAGUCUGUGAGGCCACACUGGAGCCUCAGCGGUUGCUGAUACCCCAGGUCUGGGCAGUUAGUAGGCAUGUUUCAGCCAGGGGUGGCUGGAUUCUGGGAUCCUGUAGUCAUAGGGGAGAAACUAUCUGGGAAAUGGAUAGGUAUGUAUGUCUGAGUGUGUGUGUGUGUGUGUGUGUUUCUUGGUGGGGGGAGGGGAUCAAAAAUCCAUCCCACAUUGUUCCCAGGACCCACUGUCCCCGCCCCCCUACAAAAAGAGUUUAUAAAAGGCUUUUAUGCUUCCCGUGUAGCUGUGCAUGAGGAGUUGGCCGUAUGUGGAUGAGGUGUGGGCUGUGGGCAUUUCUGGAUUCUAGGAGCAGCCCAUGUACUUACUACUCGCAGGAUAGGAGCAGCUUAGUUUUUUUAUAGAACUUAAUUCACUUUAACAUGGGCGAUGCUCCAUUCACAGAAUCCAGCCCAGCUUGCCUUGAGGAAGAGCCAGGUCGCUCACCACAGUUUUACACAUCUUGCCAUUAAACUGAGUCCGAAGUCCAUUUCCUGGCCUAGAUAAUGCCCCCCACUCCCUGUGGAGUUGUGUACAGGAGAGAUGAGUGUUUUUCUGUCAUAGAUGUCAGAUGUCAUAGAUGGGGACGGGGGAGAGCUUAGAGGCAUUUCAGUUGAGUUAGAAACUGACCUGACUGGCAGGGAAAUGUCUGCCACUUUUCUUACCUGGAAACAGCCUGGGCCUGACCUCUCCUGUCUCUGGGCACCUUUCUGCGGAUAUGGGCAGUGUGAAGACUGUUUUUGUGGACUGAAGAUUUUAAAUGGUGGCAUCAGAGACUUGGAAAUACUGGCUGAUGAAAUAAAAAGUUUAGGCUUUGUGGGCCUGUCUUUUC